Molecule: messenger RNA, 687 nt
Organism: Aureobasidium vineae
Lineage: Eukaryota; Fungi; Ascomycota; Dothideomycetes; Dothideales; Saccotheciaceae
Source: the annotation of a GenBank genome assembly
AUGGACGACACGGAUGUCAUUGUCACUUUCCAAACCUUUGUCAGCGUCUUCAGUGACUUUCUCAUAGUCGCCAUCCACACCAUCCUCUACGAGCGUGACAUCUACCCUCGCGACUCUUUCCUCUCGGCCAAAAAGUACAACUACAGCGUCCGCCAGUCUCGUCACCCCAAAGUCUGCCAAUGGAUCACCGACGCUGUUGCCGCUGUCCAGACUGAGCUGCUGAAAGGUACUGUUGACCGUGUUGCUCUUGUCAUAUACUCGUCACAGGACACGCCUCUCGAACGCUUCGUCUUUGAUCUCAGCCGCUUCCCUUUCGUACCCAAAGAGUACCACUUUACUCCCAUGUCCCGUACCACCGACGACGGGGAGACUGUCGCCGUCCUACCCAGGGUCGAUCUAGAAGAGCAGAUGCGUGCAACAAUGACUAGACUUUCCUCUUGUGGUUCGAGACUGAAGCCUCUACCUGAGAACUGCACCUUCACUGUCGCAAUCGAGUUGCGAGACAAUACAAGCCCUCCUAUCGGUCAUCCCCAGCCUUGGAUUCCCGCUCAACCAGAUCUACAUAAUAAGAACCCAGAUGCUGCAAAGAAGAAUAGUCAAACUACACCCAUACGCGCCGUUUCUGCUGGAGACAUGGUCUUUGAGACGUGGAUUGAAGAAGCAAAAGCUAAACUUGAUCCUGCUUGA